AUGAAAAAAAAUAUAAAUGAACUUGAAGAAGAAGAUGAAUCUAAUCAACCGUCAGUUGUAGAUGAAGAGGAUUUUCAUCAAUCAUCGACUACUACUCGUCCAGUUCUUGCUUCUCAAUCAAAUUUAUUAAUGAUGAUUCAGAAUGCACCAGUGGCUCCAUUUGAUGUUCAAGAUUUUUCCUUCAAUUUAAACUCGAAAGAAAUUCACCAGAUUAUUGCAUCUCAGACAUUACCGUUGACUCAACAAUGGGAAAAUGAAACUGAUCUCGCUGAAAAUCGAAAUAAAUCUUGUUCAACAACUACCAGAAAACGUAAAACAACUCAACGUUCAUCUUCGUUCAUGUCAACGCCGAAAUCGUCUGCACGACUUACAGCUAAACGUAUUCGUCUACAGUAA
Messenger RNA from Rotaria sp. Silwood2, 396 nucleotides. Lineage: Eukaryota; Metazoa; Rotifera; Eurotatoria; Philodinida; Philodinidae. The record is from the annotation of a GenBank genome assembly.